UUAAGAGUCAUUCUUCCCUUCUUUGGCCUCUUCCAUCCCCAUAGUAACAAGAGGAGGACUGGUUGAUAACAUAUCCUCCCAUAGCUUCAAGUUAAUGAUUCUUGAUAUGAAAAUGGAGAACAGUUCUAAGCAUCAAACAUCCUGUUUUUGUUGUACAAGCAGCACAUACUUGGAGAGUUCAUAUGUCCUGAUGCCUUCUCAGUACCAGUGCUUCCAUACGUCACUCAUAACAGUGAGCUACAUCAAAACAGCACUUUAUACACAGCACUGUUCAGCUCCUGUGGCAGAUCAUAAAACACUAACCUCCUCUGCCUUGUCAAGUCAGACAGAAUUGGCAUAUGACAGUAAUGCUGUGUACAUUUUUGUCACUUAAAGCGCCUGCAGCCUUCACUAGCCCUCAAAAUACUAAAUAUUGUUUAAAGUCAUAUGAUUGUUUAAAGAAUAGAAAUUGUAUAAGAUUUUUUUUUUCUUGUCUCUAAGGCCCAGACAGAAUCAUUCGGCAUUAUUUUUUCUUUUGUUUUGGUGGUAGGUGAUGAUUACAGAUCAACUACUGAUUUUAACAACUUUAGAAAAUAUAUAACGAAUGAGUGAAGAAUACUGUUAAAUUAAGUGCCAAUUAAUGCUAAGAUCAUUGCAAGGAAUUCAGUCAUCAGCAUGUUUGCAUGCUGCCCUGUACCGUUUUGAUGUUUUAGGGCAGAAGACAACUGCUAGCUUUUCUUGGCCUUCUUCAAAGGUGUCAGUGAGCUGAAACAAGAAUGAAUGACAGUACAACUAAACAAUGUGGCAGCCCCUAGCAAAACACAAAUUGCCCUGUGUAAAUCAUCCCUUCCCUGUCAGAAAGCAGCGUCACCGGGGUUGCAGAAGGGUUUAGAGUUACAGUGGGAAUUUGCUGUGACUGUCCUGAUUGUGCUGCAGUCUGGAGAAUAGCAGCCUGAGGAGAAAGAAGGGGGAAAUCCAAUGCUGCUGGGGGCUCCUGCUGGAAAACUGCACCGCAUGCCCUCAGUCACGUUGCUUCAGAACUGGGACAGGGACAGCCAUCUCGCAGCCAGAUGCUGCCUGGUAGCAGCCAUCUUGCCAUGCCUCCUAUGGAAGCGGCCAUCUUGCGUGCCGUACACAUGGGGGCAGCCAUCUUGGGACCUCCUCCAGGUCACCUCAGGUUGGCGGCCAUUUUGGUAUAGGGUAGGGUAGAUGUAUACCUCCUCUUUCCUCCCUUAAGCAAAAUGGCGGCGCCGGCGCAUGCGCGAAAGCAGGGGGCCCAAGCUGCGGGCCCGUGAUCUACCCCGCGGGUUGUUGCGGUAGGGGGUGCAGGUGCCUCUGGGUGUACCGGGGCUCGCGGUCAUCAUGGGCGAGACUGAGAAGCUGUAUUAUGUGUAUAGCUGCGACCUGGAUAUGAACGUGCAACUGAAGAUGUGAGUGAGAGGGGUGGGGGCUUCAGCGCUGCCCUGCUCCGCUCGGGACGGCCGGGGGUGCGCGGGGCGGCCGCGGCGGUGUGCGGGAAGGAGCCCGGUCCCCGCCGGCUCGGAGGUGGCUGGGCCGCCCGCUGUGUGAGGUGGGCGUCACUGUGACGCCGCGCCUGGAGCUCCGCGGGGUCCCGGAGCAGCACCGCGACGUAGCCGGGCCGGGGCCUGCUGCAGGCUGCCGUGGGCGCUGACAUAUCCGUGGCCUUAUGUCCUGCAGUGCUGUAAGGCACGGGUUAAUUCAGUUCAGCCCUAACGUCCCUGGUGACCUUUCAGCCGCUGGUGGCACCGCUCUCUCCUUAGCGUUAAGGGAUGGAGAGAAGCUGAAGGCACUUCUUCCCACUAUGUGGGAAGCACAUACGUGCUGAGGCACGUAAAUGUGUUUUGGGGAAGGCCAGGCACUUUGUUCAGCCUCACAUUUGCACGCGCUGAUGCGUUUGCUGGUUCAUGUUUUUUAAAGCUUUUUCUUUUUUCCCUUCACAUCACAGCAGUGGGCAGUAUAAAUUCAUGUGGCACAGAUGUGACUUGUCCUAUAAUUUAUAGCUAAUGUAGCUACACUGAGAGGAAGUCUGGAAGGGAAAAGAGAACAGAAGAGUUACAAAGCUCUCUUGGAAGACCCAAUGCUGAAGUUCUCAGGACUGUAUCAAGAGACUUGCUCUGACUUGUAUGUAACUUGUCAGGUGUUUGCAGAAGGGAAGCCUCUUGCUCUUCCGGUUAGAACUUCCUACAAAGCUUUUAGCACUAGAUGGAACUGGAAUGAGUGGCUGAAACUGCCUGUGAAAUAUCCAGACCUGCCUCGCAAUGCUCAGGUGGCUCUAACCAUCUGGGAUGUGUAUGGACCUGGUAAAGCUGUUCCUGUGGGAGGAACAACAGUCUCGCUCUUUGGGAAAUAUGGUAUGUUCCGUCAAGGAAUGCAUGAUUUGAAAGUCUGGCCCAAUGUAGAAGCUGAUGGCUCGGAACCCACCAGAACUCCUGGGAGAACCAGCAGCACAGUCUCUGAAGAUCAAAUGAGCCGCUUGGCAAAGCUCACAAAGUCUCAUCGACAAGGUCACAUGGUGAAAGUGGACUGGCUGGACAGACUGACCUUUAGAGAAAUAGAAAUGAUCAAUGAGAGGGAAAAACGAAGUUCUAAUUUUAUGUACCUGAUGAUUGAAUUUCGUUGCGUCAAGAGUGAUGAUAAAGAAUAUGGAAUAGUUUACUACGAAAAGGAUGGUGAUGAGUCAUCCCCAGUUUUAACAAGUUCUGAAAUUGUUAAGAUUCCAGAUCCACAAAUGUCUAUGGAGAACUUAGUAGAAAGCAAACAUCACAAGCUUGCUCGAAGUUUAAGAAGUGGACCUUCUGAUCAUGACCUGAAGCCUAAUGCAGCUACUCGAGAUCAGCUUAAUAUCAUUGUGAGUUAUCCACCAACAAAACAGCUAACAUAUGAGGAACAGGAUCUAGUUUGGAAAUUCAGAUAUUACCUUACUAACCAGGAGAAGGCCUUGACAAAAUUCUUAAAAUGUGUUAACUGGGACCUACCACAAGAAGCAAAGCAAGCGCUGGAGCUACUAGGCAAGUGGAAACCAAUGGAUGUGGAGGACUCCUUAGAACUUCUGUCAUCUCAUUUCACAAAUCCAACAGUUCGACGAUAUGCUGUUGCUAGACUUCAGCAGGCUGAUGAUGAGGAUUUACUAAUGUACCUGCUGCAACUAGUCCAGGCAUUGAAAUAUGAAAACUUUGAUGACAUAAAAAAUGGACUGGAACCUAGCAAGAGGGAUAGUCAAGGUUCAAUGUCAGAAGGCAUGACAACAUCUGGAACUAAUGGUACAGAAAUAGACAGUUCCCAGAUCAUGACUCCUAUUCCAUCUGUCUCCUCACCACCUCUAACAUCAAAAACGAAGGAACCUGCAGACAAUGAGAACCUUGAUCAAGACCUUUGCACUUUCUUGAUAUCACGAGCAUGCAAAAAUUCUACAUUGGCUAACUACUUAUACUGGUAUGUAAUUGUGGAAUGUGAAGACCAAGACACUCAGCAGAGGGACCCAAAGACUCACGAAAUGUACCUAAAUGUGAUGAGAAGAUUUAGUCAAGCUUUGCUAAAGGGUGAUAAGUCUGUCAGGGUUAUGCGUUCAUUAUUGGCAGCUCAGCAGACAUUUGUGGAUCGGCUGGUUCAUGUAAUGAAAGCAGUGCAGCGUGAAAGUGGGAAUCGUAAGAAAAAGAAUGAGAGGCUUCAGGCAUUGCUAGCAGAUAAUGAAAAGAUGAAUUUAGCAGAUAUGGAACUUAUUCCUCUUCCUCUGGAACCUCAGGUGAAAAUUAAAGGAAUAAUCCCUGAAAAAGCCACACUCUUCAAGAGCGCUUUAAUGCCUGCUCAGUUAUUCUUCAAGACAGAAGAUGGAGGCAAAUACCCUGUAAUUUUUAAGCAUGGGGAUGAUUUACGUCAAGAUCAACUUAUUCUUCAGAUUAUUUCACUUAUGGAUAAGCUGCUAAGAAAAGAAAAUCUGGAUUUGAAACUGACGCCGUAUAAAGUGCUGGCAACUAGUACAAAACAUGGCUUCAUGCAGUUUAUUCAGUCAGUGCCAGUUGCAGAAGUUCUUGCUACUGAGGAAAGUAUACAGAAUUUCUUCAGAAAGCAUGCACCUAGUGAGACUGGACCUCAUGGAAUAAGUGCAGAGGUGAUGGAUACGUAUGUUAAGAGCUGUGCUGGUUAUUGUGUAAUUACUUACAUCCUUGGAGUUGGAGACAGACAUCUGGAUAAUCUUUUACUAACAAAAACAGGAAAACUAUUCCACAUUGACUUUGGUUAUAUUUUGGGUCGGGACCCUAAGCCUCUACCUCCUCCAAUGAAGCUGAAUAAGGAGAUGGUGGAAGGCAUGGGAGGCACACAGAGUGAACAGUACCAGGAGUUCCGUAAGCAGUGCUACACAGCCUUUCUCCAUCUCCGCAGGUACUCCAACUUGAUCUUGAACUUAUUUUCCCUCAUGGUAGAUGCCAACAUUCCAGAUAUUGCUCUUGAGCCUGACAAGACUGUAAAAAAGGUACAGGACAAGUUCCGUUUGGACCUUUCUGAUGAAGAAGCUGUCCAUUAUAUGCAGAGCCUAAUUGAUGAAAGCGUCCAUGCCCUCUUUGCAGCUGUGGUGGAACAAAUUCAUAAGUUUGCACAGUACUGGAGAAAAUAAGCCCUUUCCAGUGGGAGGAAUCAAGUCUUGGAAAAUAUUCAAGAAUAAACUUCUCAAGCCUUUAUGGAUUUCACCAAACAGUUUUGAAAGGCAGAAGUUAAAGACUUGGAAGCGUGGAGAACUGAGAGCUCAGAAGAAGCUUUUUGAGUCUUUGUUCUCUGAAGGUUUAAAAAUAACCUUUUUUUUUUUUUUAAAGAAUGUUAUUUAUACCAUCCAUCAUGCAUGGGUACUCUGGAAUUUCUUAUGAGCCUCAAAGGUUGAUGUACACAACUUCCUCCCAGUUCACCUGGAAGAUGCUGGAUUUGAUGGCAAUAUUUCCAUAUUUAAAAAUCAAAAUAGUUACUGUACUGAGAUGUGUAUGUACAAAGUGCAGCACUGAGGUAACUGUUCCUCACUGCAGAAAAACAUGGGAUCGUUAACCACUCCUCUCCUCCUACCAACUUUAUUCCAGCAGUAAGUUUUAAAUAUAAUUUGUAUGAUCCUUUCUUUCCGACCUUGGGAAACGUUAUCGUUUAGAAAGGACAAUCAUUUCUUCCCUGCUUACAAAAAUGUUUUUAUCUGCUGAUAAGUUAGCCAGCUGUAGGCAGUCAAUUAAAUGAUCGCUAACCAGCUCAGCAACCGUAAUGCACAGUGAGCAGUUCAGUAUUUCACACUUUAACUCUGAAUGUUUUCUGUACAGUGAUUAUAUAUUCUUGACUCUAAUAAACUCUUUGUUAUUACA
Molecule: messenger RNA, 5333 nt
Organism: Phasianus colchicus (ring-necked pheasant)
Lineage: Eukaryota; Metazoa; Chordata; Aves; Galliformes; Phasianidae
Gene: PIK3C3
Product: phosphatidylinositol 3-kinase catalytic subunit type 3
Biological process (GO): autophagy of peroxisome; autophagosome assembly; phosphatidylinositol-3-phosphate biosynthetic process
Cellular component (GO): cytoplasm; peroxisome; endosome
Molecular function (GO): 1-phosphatidylinositol-3-kinase activity
Source: RefSeq, a predicted model, not a curated record